This is a messenger RNA of Staurois parvus, 615 nucleotides long. NCBI's taxonomy places the organism in Eukaryota, Metazoa, Chordata, Amphibia, Anura, Ranidae. The record is from the annotation of a GenBank genome assembly.
GCAGUCAUCUGUACUGUCCGCAGUCUCUGGUCAUCCCUGUGCUGUCCGCAGUCUCUGGUCAUCCCUGUGCUGUUCGCAGUCUCUGGUCAUCCCUGUACUGUGUCCGCAGUCUCUGGUCAUCCCCUGUACUGUGUCCGCAGUCUCUGGUCAUCCCCUGUACUGUGUCCGCAGUCUCUGGUCAUCCCCUGUACUGUGUCCGCAGUCUCUGGUCAUCCCCUGUACUGUGUCCGCAGUCUCUGGUCAUCUCCUGUACUGUGUCCGCAGUCUCUGGUCAUCUCCUGUACUUAUGUCUGCAGUCUCUGGUCAUCUCCUGUACUGUGCCCGCAGUCUCUGGUCAUCUCCUGUACUGUGUCCGCAGUCUCUGGUCAUCCCCUGUACUGUGUCCGCAGUCUCUGGUCAUCCCCUGUACUAUGUCCGCAGUCUCUGGUCAUCCCCUGUACUGUGUCCCCAGUCUCUGGUCAUCCCCUGUACUGUGUCCGCAGUCUCUGGUCAUCCCCUGUACUGUGCCCGCAGUCUCUGGUCAUCCCCUGUACUGUGUCCGCAGUCUCUGGUCAUCUCCUGUACUGUGUCCGCAGUCUCUGGUCUGGUCAUCUCCUGUACUGUGUCUUCAGUCUC